Messenger RNA from Fraxinus pennsylvanica, 915 nucleotides. The record is from the annotation of a GenBank genome assembly. Lineage: Eukaryota; Viridiplantae; Streptophyta; Magnoliopsida; Lamiales; Oleaceae.
AUGGCUCCACAGUUUUUCCCUUCGGAUCCGGCUCAAGUAAUUGAGGUGAAUAGCAAAGCGACGUUGAUGUUUUCUGGUUUUGUGAGCGACGAAAUUCACGAGAACAUUUUCUGGCCAGAUUUACCUUAUGUAACUGAUGAGUAUGGACAUGUAUACUUUCAAGUGAAGAAUGAUGAAGAUGUUUUGCAAGCUUUAACUUCUGAGGAAACCAUCGUGCAAGUCAUUAUUGGACUAGAUACAACAGAAAUAAUCAGUGAGAUGGAGGCAUUAGGUCAUGCAGAUAUUUAUUUUGGCAUAGACGACCUGGAUGAUGAUGAUAGCGAUUUUGAUGAUGAGGACAAUGAUGAAGAUAGCGAUGGUGGUCAAGAGGAUGAUAAUCACGAAAAGGACUGGGUUGCCAUUCUUGAUGACGACAAAGACCAGGAUGAGGAAUCUGAUGGAUCACUAGGGGACUGGCCUAAACUGGAGACAAUGCAAUCUUCUCAUCCUAUGUAUUUUUCCAAAAAGGUAACCGAGGUAACUAUCUAUAUCAGAUUCUUUUGCACAUUGUAUAGAAAUGAUCACGUAGAUUUUAUGGAACAACCUUCUACUGGUCUUGCUAUACAAGGCCUUCUAAGACCUGCAUUUAUGGAAGAACACUCCAUCUUCCAGAAUAUAUCCGUCCAACAAUCAAGUAAUGCCGAUGUAAAUCAGAAUGCCAAAGAACAAAAGCCAGGAGGCAUUGUUCAGAUCAACGGUCAUAAACAUGAAAAGGAACCAGCUCAAGAUAUCCCAACUUGGGCAGAGGAAUUGGAGAAGGAUAAAAGUCUCGGAAAUGGAAUUUCAUUUUACAAGCUAGAGAUGAUUAAAAUUCAGUUAGUUUCAGCACACGGAGAUCAGGUUCUUAUGUUUCCAGGUUGUGCAGAAAAGUAUUGA